AUGAUUGGUGAAAUCCCCGGUAGGAUGCCCAUAAUGUCAUACAACAAAGAACAUCUAGAUAAAAAGUUGGAUAACUUAUCGAUCGGAGAUCAUCCUGGACAAGCUGGUAGUGGUCUGGGGUCUUCUCGUGGCGGAACUGUGAAGGGUUUCAGCGGUAGUGAUGUAUCAUACACCACUGACUAUACGCAAAAACCAAAAACAUCUUUGUUAUCCUCAUCACUAGCAGAAGAACGUCAAAUACGGAUGGACAACGGUGCUGGUGCUUUCGGCAGCACACAGGGAGGCAACUCUAAUUCAAGCAAGGGUGCCACGAAUGACUCCAAGCAGGCUUCUUUUUCAUUAGAAGACAAUGGUAUGGACGUAGAAGAAAGUCUAAAAGACGAGCAUCCCGAGCCUGAACUAUUGGCGAGCUCAGUUGGCAAAGAGAUGGAUGGUAGACUUAUUCCUUCAUCGUCCACAAUAUCAUUGCUUUCGUUAAAUACCCAGAUGAAUGACAGUGAUUCGAUUUCUUUACCUGUGAAUAAUUCAGGAAACCAAGCACUGGCAGUUAGGGCCAUUAUCAAUAAUUCAAACAUAGGAAACAAAGCAGCAUUUGUUGAUCGUAAAAACUCAUACACUAAUAUCAUAGGAAGACAUUCAGUUAAGCAUUUAAAUCAAAAGCGGUUGCAGCCGUAUCACAAGUUCACAUCUCCUCCUCCUGAGAAUACUCCUUCUGAAAUGGUGUAUCAUUCGACGUCUCAAAGCAUUCCGAUAAAUACCAAACUUAGUAACAUCCCAGACUCGCCCAGUUUGGAUCCUACAUCAAUAGGCGGUUCUCCUUCUAGGUUUUGGCUAUCUUCACAGACACCCCCUCGAUCUUUAGCUAAUUCAUGGAGUCGAAAUUCUCGUACUCACCUAUUUCAAAUGCUGCAGCCACAAGUGUUAUCACAACAAACACCACAACAAGUAUCACAACAAGUUCAAUUACCUUUAGCUCCACAGCCUACCUAUGGCACCUCUAAUGCUAACUAUACAACAGCUGCAAAAAGAGAUGGAAAUUAUUCUCCAAUACUAAAUCCUGUCAUGACACCUUGCGAGGAUCCCCCGAUGACUCCAUUGUAUCUUAAUGGAGCCAACCAACCUGAAUCUUAUUUUGGAGACUUUUCAACUUCUCAGAUUGAGGAGGAAAAAGAUGAACAAGAGUCUGAUGAAGAAACAUAG
Molecule: messenger RNA, 1200 nt
Organism: Priceomyces carsonii
Lineage: Eukaryota; Fungi; Ascomycota; Pichiomycetes; Serinales; Debaryomycetaceae
Exons: 1
Coding region: 1-1200 (399 amino acids)
Source: RefSeq, a predicted model, not a curated record